Messenger RNA from Eruca vesicaria subsp. sativa (arugula), 1017 nucleotides. The record is from the annotation of a GenBank genome assembly. Lineage: Eukaryota; Viridiplantae; Streptophyta; Magnoliopsida; Brassicales; Brassicaceae.
AUGGUUGUUUUGUUACAGCCAGAGCUAGACACUCUUAAUAGGCAAGUCGAUGUUAACCCCAAAUGCAAACCGAGUCCGGUUCGAAUCCCGGUUGUAAAUUUAACCGACCAAAAUGCCAAAACCCAAACUGUGAAGGCUUGUGAGGAGGUAGGGUUCUUCAAAGUCGUCAACCAUAGGGUCCGACCCGAGCUUUUGACCCAGUUGGAGGAAGAGGCCACCAAGUUCUUUGCCUUACCUCAGUCUCUCAAAGACAAGGCUGGUCCAGCCGACCCGUUUGGGUACGGUAGUAAACGGAUCGGACCCAAUGGUGACAUAGGCUGGAUUGAAUAUAUUCUCCUCAAUGCUAAUAGUGAUCCUACGUCUACCCAAACCGCCGCCGUUUUCCACCAAACCACCCAUGCAUCUUUCAGAGAGGUGGUGGAAGUGUACAUGGAGGAGAUGAAGGGCAUGUCGAGCAAAGUUCUGCAGAUGGUAGCUGAGGAGCUAAAGAUAGAGCCAAAGGAGAAGCUAAGCAAACUGGUGAAGGUGAAGGAGAGUGAUUCGUGUCUGAGGAUGAACCAUUACCCGGAGAAGGACGAGACUUCAGACAAGGAAGAGAUAGGGUUCGGUGAGCACACUGAUCCACAGUUAGUGUCAGUGCUCAGGUCAAACAACACGGAAGGUCUACAAAUAUGUUUGAAAGAUGGAACUUGGGUCGAUGUUCCACCUGAUCACUCUUCUUUCUUCGUUAUUGUCGGAGAUACUCUUCAGGUGUUGACUAACGGCAGAUUCAAGAGUGUGAAACACAGAGUCCUCACAAACACGAAGAGGUCAAGAUUAUCAAUGAUCUACUUCGCAGGUCCUCCCUUAACUGAGAAGAUUUCACCAUUACCAUGCCUUGUCCCAAACCAGGAUGAUUGGCUUUAUAAAGAGUUUACUUGGUCACAGUACAAGUCAGCUGCUUACAAGACCAAGCUUGGUGACUAUAGGCUUGGUCUCUUUGAGAAACAACUUCCAUUUUCUAUAUCCAAUGUCUGA